This is a messenger RNA of Prosopis cineraria, 256 nucleotides long. RefSeq names its product putative glycine-rich cell wall structural protein 1. The transcript has a single exon. The annotation marks the transcript as partial. The record is from RefSeq and is a predicted model, not a curated record. Lineage: Eukaryota; Viridiplantae; Streptophyta; Magnoliopsida; Fabales; Fabaceae.
AUGGCGAGAUCCAAAGUCUUAGGGUUUGUGUUCACUGUACUGCUCAUUCUUGACUUGGCAGUCGUUGCUACGUCCAGGAGAGGAAAAUCAUCACGUGGCCGUUCAGGUUGUAAAAACGGCGGAUUUAGUGGAGGAAGAGGCAGUGGCAGUAAUGGUGGCGGUGGUGGAGGCGGCGGCGGAGGCGGAGGCGGAGGCGGAGGAUUCGACGGGUCUGGAUUCAGGGUUGAGAGCGCAGAUGGAAGCGGUGAUGAAUCUG